Molecule: messenger RNA, 267 nt
Organism: Colletotrichum acutatum
Lineage: Eukaryota; Fungi; Ascomycota; Sordariomycetes; Glomerellales; Glomerellaceae
Exons: 2
Biological process (GO): regulation of transcription by RNA polymerase II
Molecular function (GO): DNA-binding transcription factor activity, RNA polymerase II-specific; RNA polymerase II cis-regulatory region sequence-specific DNA binding
Source: RefSeq, a predicted model, not a curated record
CCACAACAACCGCGUCAACUCCCGUACGUUUGUACCGGGAACCCAAACUGCACCAGAAGCUAUGAGAAGAAGCAUGAGCUCAAUCGACACAUGAGGAAGCAUAGCAGGCCAUGCGCUUGUCCAGUUGAGAACUGCACUGCGAAGUUUGCGGAUAAGAAGAGUUUGGACCGACACAAGGCCACUCAUGGAAUUGGAAGGGGUGAAUUUGACUGUCCUGAGUGCACCGAAACGUUCACAAGGGCCGAUAACUUGCACCGCCAUCAGCAG